AUUCCCCAUCCUUCCCCCACUUUUCCCAAAUCUGACUUUGUUAACAUAGGUUUUCUUUUUUUAUUCGAUUCUCUAACUUUUAGGGUUUCAGAUUUUCAAUCACUCUCUCUCUCUCUCGCUCUCUAACAAUCUAUUUAAAUCCUAACUUUGAUAUCCCGAACAAUGGCGCCGCCGAUAAAGCAACAGAAGCUGGGGAAAGAAUCGGAGGAAUGCGAUACGCCUUCGAACAAUUUGUGGGUGGGAAACUUGUCGGGCGAAACGGUAGAUUCGGAUCUGAUGGAGUUGUUCAACAAGUACGGCGUUCUCGAUAGCGUCGCGACGUAUUCGUCGAGAAGCUUUGCUUUCGUGUUCUUUAAGCGCGUGGAGGAUGCGAAGGCGGCAAAGGAAGGUCUCCAAGGAGCCACCUUACAUGGAAACCAAAUCAAGAUUGAAUUCGCUCGACCGGCAAAACCUUGUAAGAAUCUAUGGGUUGGUGGAAUUAGCCAAAUGAUUUCAAAGGAAGAAUUAGAAGAAGAAUUUCGCAAGUUUGGUAAAAUUGAAGAUUUCAAGUUCCUUAGAGAUCGUAAUACUGCAUUUGUUGAGUAUUUUAGAAUGGAAGAUGCUUCACAGGCCAUGAGAAGCAUGAAUGGCAAGCGAAUAGGAGGUGAACAGAUGCGUGUUGAUUUCUUAAGAUCCCACCCUUCGAGAAGAGAGCAAUGGCCUAUUUCUCAUGAACUCAGAGAUGGGCUUUUUUCUGGUAGGAUGGGGCCCUCUGACACCCAUUCUAUGGCAAAAAGACCACAUCCUCAAUUAGCUGGCCGAAAAGUAGAUGGUCAGCCUAGCAAAGUUUUGUGGGUAGGUUAUCCUCCCUCUGUGCAGAUUGAUGAACAAAUGCUUCAUAAUGCUAUGAUACUGUUCGGUGAGAUUGAGAGAAUUAAGAGCUUCCCUUCAAGACACUAUGCCUUUGUGGAGUUCAGGAGUGUGGAGGAAGCUCGGCGUGCAAAGGAGGGCUUACAGGGUCGUUUGUUUAAUGAUCCAAGGAUCACUAUUAUGUUCUCAAGCAGUGAACUUGCACCUGGGAAAGAUUACUCUGGCUUUUAUUCAGGCAUAAAGGGGCCAAGGCCAGACAUGCUCUUCAGUGAUCAUCCAUUUAGACCUUCACAAGUGGACAUAUUUGGUCAAAAUCAUUCUGGACUUUCAAAUAUAGUAUCUGGACCAUUAACGCCUAGUGGAAUUGUAGGAUCAAAUGUGCCAAUCAGGCUUUUUGGCCAUCAAGGUAGCUAUGAGCCUCUGCUUUCAGGUCCAGAAUACAGCGAUUUGUCUGUGCAGGAUGCUGAUCCUAAAAUUCUCAUGGGUCCAAAUUGGAGAAGGCCUUCUCCUCCUCUCCCUUCUGCUCAAGGUUUUAAGCCUCCAAUGAGACAGGCAUCUGGUUCCUGGGAUGUUUAUGAUGUGAGCCAGUUUCAAAGAGACGCAAAACGUUCGAGGAUUGAGGCUUCAUUGCCUAUUGACGAUGCUUCUUUUCCUUUAAGAAAGAUGGAUGAUCUUGGGUCACAUUCAGACGACUCAUAUGGGCUUGGGCCAGUUAAUGGUGGGGGUGCUUUAGGUCCAUUUGUAAAUGUCCAAGGGAAGGGUCAUCUAAGUCCGGUGCCCGGAAAGGUGGUGGCUGGUGGACCUGGAGUAGCCCGUUCUGAUAAUGAUUACAUAUGGCGUGGCAUUAUUGCUAAGGGUGGAACACCUGUUUGUCAUGCUCGAUGUGUUCCCAUUGGAAAGGGGCUAGAAACAGAACUUCCUGAAGUUGUUAACUGUUCAGCCAGAACAGGAUUGGAUAUGCUGGCAAAACACUAUCGUGAGGCAAUUGGAUUUGAUAUUGUUUUCUUCUUACCUGACAGUGAAGAUGAUUUUGCAUCAUACACUGAAUUCCUUCGCUACCUUGGUUCAAAAAACAGAGCAGGUGUUGCCAAGUUCGAUGAUGGGACAACAUUAUUUUUGGUGCCUCCUUCAGAUUUUUUAACGAAGGUUCUAAAAGUUGUAGGACCUGAACGGCUUUAUGGUGUUGUUUUAAAGUUGCCUCCACAGCUGCCGAGCACUACACUGCACGCGCAUCCACCUCUUGUUUCUCAGUCUGAUUAUAGUUUUUCACACUUGAAGGAAGAACAGGGUCUACAGAUGGAGUAUGGAAGGGACUUGCAUGAGGAGUCCAUACCUCCUGCAAGACCUCUGGGGCAAUCUGCCAUGCAAACUCAACCACUCAGUAAUCCUACAGCACUGUCCCAAACUGGUGUUUCUUUAACACCGGAUCUGAUUGCUACUCUAGCCUCUUUUCUCCCGACAACCUCACAGACUGCUACUGUAGGAGGUGUUCAGCCUCCAUUAGUGACAUCAUCAUCACAGUUGUCAUUUGCUCAAACCAUUGCACCUAAAGGAGCUUCUGCACAAAUUUGGAACCAAGAUCUGCAAGCUUCUGAGCCUGCAACCCCAUCUUUCCAACAGUUUAAUCCUCCAGCACAAUUACCACCAGUUCAGCAUUACUCUAUUUCGAAUACACCCAUCCAUUCUGCCCAAAUGGCCCUUGGUAGCACUCAGUUUCAGGAGUCUGCUGUUAGCAUGCCGCAGCACGGUGCUGCAUCUUCAAGGCAAUUGACUAAUAUCAAUAUUCCUUCUCAAAGUGAACCAGGUGCAGUUUCUGCCCCUAUCAGCCAGCAGUAUCAGCCUGAAGUUCCUCCCAACACACAGAAGGGCUACGGAAUGAUGCAUGGAAUAGAUGCUUCUGGGUUGUAUAGUGCACCAACUUUUCAGCAGCAGAGCAAUCCUAAUGUUUUGUCUAAUCAGGUUCAUGGUGCUAAUGUUUCCCAGCCACAAAACGUCAUGCAAGCUGACAAAAAAAUUUUGGAGCUUCCUAGUCAAGUACAGCAGCUGCAAUCUGUGCUUUCUGGAGCUGGUCAGGGCACAUCAGAUGUGGAGGCUGAUAAGAAUCAGCGUUACCAGUCAACACUUCAAUUUGCUGCUAGCCUUCUCCUCCAGAUUCAGCAGCAGCAGCAGCAGACGAAUACUCCAGGUGGACAAGGGACGGGGAAUCAGCUGUGAAAACUCCUUUAUCUAGGUAAUUAUUCUUGCCAUAACUUAUUUUCUUGAAUGGAUACAUACUUAACUGGUUAAUAUAGGAAUGAUCUAGUUUUUUUGUGUAUUAUGUAAUGAUAGUUGUUUGUUGACUGUUAUUGUCCUCCUUUUAAUGGCUGCAUAUGAAUUCUGAAAAUUAUGUAUGCAAAGUAAAAAAAUCUUUUGGAUUUAGAACUUCAGAAAAUCUAGUGGUAUUGUUUGGGGCAAGUAGUUCAUGGGGUUUGCCAGACCUUUUACUAUUUUGAGAAUCGUAAAUGGGGCAUCAUGUCCUAUAUAUUAUCACGUGGUGUUUGAAGCUGAUUCCCUUUUAGGUCGUGCUAAGGGACAGUGGAAUCGCUAAAUUUGAAACUUUCUAGUCUAGCAUUUAGGGGGCUCUUUUGCUUGGAUUGAAGUUUCUUUUACUUUCAAUGCUUUUGUAGUAUGUUAAUUUGAUUCUUUGCAUGUUUGAACUAGAUUUAGUGCCUUAGGACGGGGCCAUUAUAACAAAUUCUAUGCCCCACUCUUCUUAGCCUUUCCCUUAUCAGCCAUGUGCCUGUUUCUUGAUUCAGUAUUAUUUCAGAUGGUUUUCUUUUGAUUUUACUACUUCUUAGAUUAGGUAGGGUGGUUAUUGUUCAAUAGUUCAAGGUAGAAUGAAGUGGUUUGAUCUGGGGCAGAAAAGAGAUUUCGGUCUUUUCUUAUGUUUGUCAAAAGAGUUUUAUCUACAAAUGAGAACAGUGAUGAGUGGAGUAUUGGUGUCUAUUUUAGAAGUGCUGCCUUGGAAAAUGUUUGGGUACUUUCUUAUUCAUGUGGUAAAGGACUAAGUUGCAAGUUUCAUGGUGCUAUCAGGAGUUUCCUUAUUGUAGCCAAUAGAAUUGUUGGAUAGUUAAACAAAUAAUUGGUUCCUUGUUGAAGUGGCUAUUUAGUUGGGCUUGAUCCUGAGGUAUGAUAUAUUUUGAGUUUUCUUUCU
Molecule: messenger RNA, 4042 nt
Organism: Durio zibethinus
Lineage: Eukaryota; Viridiplantae; Streptophyta; Magnoliopsida; Malvales; Malvaceae
Source: RefSeq, a predicted model, not a curated record